Trichomycterus rosablanca is the source of this 3157-nucleotide messenger RNA. It is a transcript of the gene nfil3-2, whose product is annotated as nuclear factor, interleukin 3 regulated, member 2. Gene Ontology annotation, molecular function: DNA-binding transcription factor activity; DNA binding. The record is from RefSeq and is a predicted model, not a curated record. Gene Ontology annotation, biological process: regulation of DNA-templated transcription; circadian rhythm. Gene Ontology annotation, cellular component: nucleus. Bases 91 to 1650 code for a protein of 519 amino acids. The transcript has a single exon. Lineage: Eukaryota; Metazoa; Chordata; Actinopteri; Siluriformes; Trichomycteridae.
CCCCACCCCUUAUAUUGCUACUAUAAUAUCAUUUCUAUAUCAUUUCCAGUGGUAGCAACAAGAUUUCAAACUGGAUCCCUCAGAAGAACAAUGGAAAUCCCUGCAAGUCCAAGUUCAGACAUCCUAGAGAACCAGGAAACCUUGUUAGACUACGACGAUCUUUCUUCACCUAAGCACAAUCCACGCCCGGUUCGCCUUGUAAAAUCCAAACCAAAUAUGACCUGCAGACGCAAGCGUGAGUUUAUCUCUGAUGAAAAGAAAGACGCCUCCUACUGGGAAAAACGUCGCAAGAACAAUGAGGCAGCCAAGCGCUCCCGGGAGAAGCGAAGGCUUAACGACGUGGUUCUGGAGAACAGAGUUAUUGCACUGAAUGAUGAGAAUGUACGCCUAAAAACAGAACUAUUGCAGCUGAAACUCCGAUUCGGACUCAUCAGUGCAGCCUCCUAUAUGGAAAAGAGCCAGCAGAUUGGAGGACUGGUCAACGGGAACUCUGAAUGCUCCUCCUCCUCCUCAAGUCAUUUCUACUCUAAUGGCUACACCAGUGGUUCCCAGGUAAUGAUGAACUCUGAUUCCUCAGAAGCUGAGCAGUCUGGCCAAAGGGAAGGACGUGCUCAGUUAGUUAAGUACUCCCCUCGAGGUUCUCUCUCAGAUAUGUCUGAUGGCUCUUCACGUGAUAGUCCAGAACCAAUAAACUAUGAUGUUAAGGAAGAGGGAGCUGGACUGGAUAUGGAAAUUGCAAAUGGCACCACCACGCCAGUCAUGUUCAACAUCCAUCGUGAGUUUUCCACACCACAUCACCAACAUACCUUUCAAGCAGUACAUCACAAACAUCAACAACAGUGUCAGCACCAGGAGUCGGUCAUUUGUCCUGGUGCAACUCCAGGAAAGACUGCUCAGAGAAGUGUCAUCCUUUAUCGCUCCAGCAGUGUUUCUUAUCCUGUAGAGAGUCCAAACCAUCAGGAAAUCCCUCAGCUGCCACAGAUUCUGCCCCGACCUGAAGAGGGGUCAACUGAAUGCACUGAAAGCCUCACAAAGGUAACCAAACAGCUUGAGGGUAAAGGUUCGGACUUUCCAAAUUAUGAGUUCCUAGAUCGAGAAGCAGCAAUGAGACAAGCAUACAUGCCUCAACAUCAGCAGCUAGUUCUUGAUCCUCAGAAGGCAGAUGCUAUGGCACCAAACCUCUGCAGGGAAGAGGGGGGUGAAGAGCAUUACCCUCUCCUGUCAUUUGACAGCUCACAGGACAAAGAGCCCCCGGUGCUUACUUAUGAAGGUGGUUCCAGGAAAGAAAGUUACUAUCAGGGUCAAUCUGCAAAGGAUACCUCCUCAAGUGAAGGCGAUCCCCGCAGUUCUGACAAAGAUGCAUCCACUGAUGACGAGUGCCCAUCAUCAUCCUGUUCAGACACAGGCUGUUACCAGCAAUCUCCACUGGCUGGAGGACCGAAUUCCUCCCCACAAAGCCAAAGCAGGGACAGUCCAUCAGAGGUCAAAGCCACUGCACUUCCGCACAAACUACGUCUUAAGCACAAAACCAUGAGCAGUGCUGGAGCUGCAACUCAAGACUCACCAACUACACCACCAGCAUGUAUGCAGCCAUUACCUCAACACCCUUACUUGGCCUUGCCUCAGUCAAGCCAGCUUCAGGUUGGCUAGGAGAGGAAAGGUCCAGCCAGGUUCUACAAGCUGAGUCCUACAGGCUGGGAAAGAAGAGGUCCUGGUGUAUGCAGUAACAGAAGAUAACGGGCAGAAGGGACCCACUGUGGGUUGAUUGCUCACAGUGUACGGGGUUGUUGUAAAACUGUCACCUCCCUUCUCUGUGUGCAAAUUCACAAGCAUUAUCAUUUAGCGUCGCGCUCAUGCUGGCUGUCUGUUUGGGACCACAAAUGUGGACAUAAUGUGAGUCCCACAAGCAGGACAGAACUUUUUGGUACACUGUAUUAUACUGUAAAGACUGCUUUUUUUUAUUGUGUCCUUUAAUUAAAAAAGCACUUGUAAACAAAAGAGAUGAAUGAACUGUUCACACUGUUUCCCCCAUUUUCAAUUUAAUAUACCUGAUAGAUGAUGGCAUCAACCAUCUGUGAGGCCUAGUAACCCACUAACUGCAGAUAUUUAUAGUGGUUUGUGUACAUUGUUACAGCAAAUGACAGGGUGACUCUUCACCACAGAACAUACCAAACAUUUAAGCAUCCUGGGAAUGUUCCCUUUACCAAAGAAUGACAACAGCUUUAAGUUUUAUACCUUUACCCUACAUCUUUAUCCUUUUUUCCCCUUUUUAUAUUACAAACACACUCAAACAAACCCAACAACCACUUUCCUUUAUCUAAGCACUUGGUUUCUAUAUGACUGUGAUAUAAUUAUUAUAUAUAAAUAUAUAUUUUAAUGAGAAAAAUAAAAUGUUUUUGGAAAAAAGACUGUAAAAGAGCAAAAAAGAUUAGGAUGGCUCAUCAUUUGUCUUCAGACAUUUUGUAUAGUAUCAAUGUGUUAACUGUUUAAAAAGCCACUUUUUUAUUAUUUUUUAAAUUGACAUGACAUGAAAUGACAAAGUACGUUAAAAGAUCUGCAUAAUUAUAGAAAUUAGAUGAGAUUGGACUAGAACGUCAGUAUAAAAAAGCUGUUUUCUGAUUUUACAGCCAUGAUUUCGACCCAAACAUUUUUAGACACUUUUAGUUUGCUGAUGUUGAAAUGUCUUCUAUGGCCUCAGUCCCACAAAUUGUCCAGUAAAAUUAUUAAAAAUCUUAUUUAAAAGACAAAAGCAAUUACAUUUAAAUAACAGCCCCUUCAUAUUAUGUUAAGACAAGUCUGCUUAAGGCACUUAUGUAUAAAUGUAAAGUUUCUCUCGUCAUGGGCGACACUGUAUUCUGUGCUCUUUUUAAGUACGUGUGAAGUUUUGGGAAAAGCGUUGUCCUUUUUUAUGUAUUUGAUAAACACAUUCUUAACCUAUCACAUUCUUCAACCCUCCUCUCAUAUCAAUGUGUAUUAAAUCAGUGAUCAUUGUUUUCUGCUCAUGGUUUCAUGAAAAGAAAAGUGAAAAAAGAUUCAAAGGCACUGCUGUCACUAUGUCUGGAUUUGUGGAUGUGAAAGAUUUGUGAUGUAACAACACUAAUAUUCAUAAAAGAUAAUGGGUGCGUUCAAAAAAGAAUAAUAAAAAAACAUUGUUGCU